Trichoderma atroviride IMI 206040 is the source of this 3452-nucleotide messenger RNA. NCBI's taxonomy places the organism in Eukaryota, Fungi, Ascomycota, Sordariomycetes, Hypocreales, Hypocreaceae. The record is from RefSeq and is a predicted model, not a curated record.
CUGCGGCACCAGAAAACCCCUCAGAUUCGUCUACUAGCCGGUCGAACAUGUCGCCAAAGGACCAAGCAGGCGCCAGUACGCUGCCUCCUGCUGGCGAGCCCACCCAGUCUCCGCCGUUGGCUCUCUCGUCGCCCCAGUCAGCGAACCCAUUACCGACUGAUAUUCCUGGGGCCAUGGAGAAGGUGGCGGCAUCGCUCAACGGCCUUAGUCUCGGGUCAAACAUUCCCAGCUUGGUUGUUGAUGGUAGCAACUCGUCUGCUGCCGCUCGAUCUCAAGCCGUAUUCAGCAGAGCGAGUGGAUCUGAUGAUUCCCAGAAGGCUGAUUCCAGCUCGGAUUUGGGCACCAAGCCCCCUAGCCUGGAUGGGAAAAGCAUCACGUCUGGAACCACGUUUGCCCUCGACGAAAAAGAAUCUCUCCGCCCGGAUGACAGUGCCAGCGUCAAAGCUGCCGCCGAGGAUGACGAUUCUUUCUCGAUCCGGGGAUCUCUGAUUGCGGGCUCACGUAUGAGUUCAGAUCUUGCUGCCAGAGCUAGAGGCAUACAGCUAGGAGAUAUGCCAGAUCGGCGACUAGCGCAGCCAGUAGCUGGAGGUCACGGACAUGGCAUUCUGACUCCUCAGACCGACUACUACCACAUGACGCAUUCUUUUGAGCCCCAUAUCGGCUCUGUUCGUAUUUUCAGAACGCCCUUUUGUCGAGUGCCGCCUUCUCUGGCAACAAUGAUACCCCAAACGACUGUUUCAACUAGCAGCACUCCUCCGCCAGCAGUUUUGCCAAGGAAGAUCAUGCGUCGAGGCCAAGACGAGGAGGGUGGCAGCGGCAGCGCUGGAGCUUCCAAGGCUACUUCGGAGAAUGGAAGCGAUUCUAAAGAUAAGCAGCCGCUUAUCAGUCAAAAGUUGACACGAGAAGAGCGAGAAGAGAUGUACAAGCUCGCUAGACAGCGAAUUUUCGGAAACUCUGAAGAGACACCGUCUGAAGCAGAUGGUGAAUAUGGAGUGUCCCGAGCAAGCUCUGUUUCCGCCAACAAUAGGUCUACUGCCAGUAAAAAAGCAAAGCCUAUUAAACAGCGGCGCGAUGAUACAGAUGGCUUCGACUCGAGGCGCCAGUACGCGCCUUAUUGGGGCCCUCAACAACAGACUUGGGUGUCUCAGCCACCUAACCAGUUCAUCCCUCCUGCGAAUGGACAGUUUAACUCGCAGCCCGUUCCAAGUUACCCUGCGCAGGUGGCCACUGCAUACGGUCAGCAGCCUCCUGGGUACCCUGCGGCGCAAGGAAUGGCACCAAGUGCGCCUUAUCCGACUCCACCUCAGCCGUAUGCGCCGCAGCCUGUGCAGCAACGGUACCCUCCAAACGGAAGCCCGAUGACAGCAUAUGGUUCGCCAAUAUUACCUGGUGCUCCUCCACCAAACUGGCAACCUGGGUUCAGUCCCGCACAAUAUCCACCCCGAGGACCUACUCCGAGUGGCCCUUCUGCGCAGGGUGGAAUUCCGUACGCAUUUGGGCAGCUACCGGCAAAUAUAAACCCUCAUGACCCCAAGAGCCAGCAUCCAAUCCCUGGAAGCUACAAUCGGAACCACGCUUUCAAUCCCAAGACGCAAUCUUUUGUGCCAGGGUCGAACGGGAUGCCACCGCCUAUGCAGCCGCUCCAGCCGCCAUUUACGGCACCGGGAUCUCACCACGGCAGUCCCCAGAUCGGGACUCCUCACCUGGCCUACGGCGGAUACCCAACAGCGAUGCCACCUCAUCCAUAUGCUGCUGGUGGAUAUAACAUGGCUCGACAAGGCUCGAACAAUUCCAUUGCUGCGUAUCAUACCCCACCUCCUCUUGUCGCUCCGCCUCAUGUCCAGCACAUGCCGCCGGCAAUGCAAAGCCUGCAACAACAUAUACCACAACCCCAGCAUAUACCCCAGAAUCAGCAGGUACAUGUUCCGGGCCGAGCAAACAUCCCUCAGGGACCGAAUCAAAUGUUUAGUACUAGUAGUAGUCAUUUACCUGCUUACGGUAAUCCAGCAACGCUGCCGCAGAAGCCAGCUACUGGAAUUUAAUGAGCAUCUUCAGGUGUUCGGGGCUGCUGGAGGCCCCCGGCGCAUAUGGCAUAUUUAGAGCAAAAUAUUACUCUUGGCGUUUUAACGGUGGGAAGGACGAUUGGUUUCUACUUUGUCUAUUUCUCCUUUUCUCUUUUUGGACCCUUCUCCUUUCUACUCACUCUUUUACUUUCAAUACUAGCGGCGGGUGAAGAGCGAGUUUGUUGGAGGCUAUAAAAGAAAAUGCUAGACAUGACAUCACAUUAAGAACGUAUAUCAUGUGUCUAUGUAGGAUCAGAUAGAGAAUUUGCGUGACGAAUCAAUAUUCAUAUCUAAUAUCUUAAGUGCCAAAAUUAUGUCUGGCAUACCACAACGCCAAGAUGAUACUGCGUUCGCGUGUAGGUGUAUUGUUGGGACAAUGUCGCAAUGCACGUCCAAAUUCGCUCCCACCCAUCCAUCCCGAGACGCCACGGGCAUGCUUCCUAUUUCCUCCUUCAACAUCAUUUCCUCUUUUUUUUUUUCUUCUUCUCUCUCAAUAAGGGCCUUUCUUUAUAGAGCCCAAGUGCCGAGAUGUAAAGGGAAAAUUAUAAACCAAACGACAGUUAUACAGCUGCUGUAAUAACCGUCCCUCUAUCCUUCUUUUCUUCCCUUUUCGCCUUACUCGGUGGGCUCUCGAGGCUCUCGGGGCUCUCGUUGUUGACCGCCGCCUCUACCGCCACCACGUCCACCACGCUUGUUUCCGCGCUGGGCACCCUUCUCGCCGUCAUUCUUGCCCUCCUCCUUUUCAUUGCUGACCAGGUUGGCAACCGCCAGUCGCUGGGAGAGAUCGAUCUGGGUUCGGAUAGUGUUGGCCAGGUAGCUGACCAUGAGGACGUCCUGGAUGUGGUUGUUGAAGUCGUGCUCGAUCUGGGAAGCAUCGACCUUGGGGGCCAGAGACAGGGCGCUCAGGAGGUACUGGGCAAGGGCGUUGUUAGGCUCCUCGUCCUCAUCUAAUACGCCGUUAGCCCAUUCGCUGACGCGGUCGAGAAGGCUGAUGGUCUGCUCGAUGGAUCGGCCCAGGCUCUCAAUGUCUGAUACCAGGGGAACGUUCCGUGACUCGACGUCGCGGGCGCUGGCGACGGCCUCGAGGGCGCUCUUGUCGGCGUCUCCAUAGAGCAUCUUGUGGGGGACCUGGAUGAAGAGGCAGCUCUCGGCAGCUCGCUCGGCGUUGACGGCGACGGGAGCGCUGAUAUAGCAUCUCGUCUCGAUGUCCUGGCCGGGCUCUGUGGAGAUGGUGAGGUGGAUGGCGGGGUGGGGGAAGGUGCCGGUGUCCGGGGCGGCGAAGAAGUUCUGGAUCAGGGCGCUGAAGCUGUUGAGCUCGUGCGAGGUGGUGUACCAGCCCAGCAGCGACUCGCGGGGCGCGGCUUUGAGCACCAGGGCCAGCAUGUUCUU